GCAGGUGACACAAAAAGAGCACGUUGCACGAACCCGACUACAUCGCAGCUUUCAGUUGGCCUUACCAAGCAAUAAGGCCGAGCAAAGCACAGAGCAGCGGCGAGUUUACUGCACAGCAACCAUAAUGGGCGGCGGCAGAGGAAGAGGAAACAGGUCACGAACUCAAAGAAAACACUUCAGAGAUGGGCGAGAGAACGUCUGGAAACGCCCCAAAUCUGACUCACCUUCCGAUCCCAACAAGACCACCACCAACACCACCACAGCCGAUAAUCCUACUUGGCAGCCCUUCGCUAAUCAAAAUGCCGCUUUCGAUGAUUACUACAAAGAACAAGGGAUAUUGGCGCCGGAGGAAUGGGAAACCUUCGUAGAAGUUCUUCGAACGCCGUUGCCUGCUGCUUUCAGAAUCAAUUCGAGUAGCCAGUUUUGUACAGAUAUUAGACUGCAGUUAGAGAAUGACUUUAUGAACUCUCUUCAAGCUGAGGUCACUAAUGGUGGAGAAGUUGAUGCUAUCAGACCAUUGCCCUGGUAUCCUGAUAAUCUUGCAUGGCAUACAAAUUUUUCCCGUAUGCAGCUAAGGAAGAACCAAACCCUUGAGAGGUUUCAUGAGUUCCUAAAGCUAGAGAAUGAAAUUGGAAACAUCACUAGACAAGAGGCUGUCAGCAUGGUGCCUCCUCUCUUCCUGGAUGUGCGUCCAGACCAUUUUGUGCUUGAUAUGUGUGCUGCACCAGGUUCAAAAACAUUCCAGCUGCUGGAGAUUAUAUACCAAUCAAUAAAACAAGGAUCACUGCCUGAUGGGAUGAUUAUAGCAAAUGACCUUGAUGUCCAAAGAUGUAAUCUUCUCAUACACCAAACAAAAAGAAUGUGCACCGCUAACUUAAUAGUCACAAAUAAUGAAGCCCAACAAUUCCCUGGCUGUCGUGCAAACAAGAAUUCCACUAAAGCUUCUGAAAUUGAAUUUGAGCCCCCCAUCAAUCAACUUCUUUUUGAUCGUGUCCUGUGUGAUGUUCCCUGCAGCGGAGAUGGCACCCUUCGCAAGGCUCCUGAUCUGUGGAGGAAAUGGAAUUCAGGGAUGGGCAAUGGACUCCAUAGCCUACAAGUGCAGAUAGCAAUGCGAGGCUUAUCAUUGCUUAAAGUUGGUGGAAGAAUGGUUUACUCAACCUGCUCAAUGAAUCCUGUAGAAGAUGAGGCUGUUGUCGCUGAGAUUUUAAGGAGGUGUGGAGGGUCUGUUGAACUGGUUGACGUCUCUGGUGAGCUUCCUCAACUUGUUCGCCGGCCAGGUCUAAGGAAAUGGAAGGUACGUGAUAAAGGUAUCUGGUUAUCUUCCCACAAAGAUGUCACCAAAUUUCGUAGAUAUGGGAUUCUUCCCAGCAUGUUUCCUUCAGGAAGAAGCUAUGUUGCCACAGCAGAUAAUAAGCAUGAGAAUGGUGGUGAUGUGAAUUCUGAAGAUGAGCCGAUGGAGGAUCCUAUGACUUCAAUAGAGGACUUGGAUGAGGAAGUUUCUGAUCUUCCUCUAGAACGUUGCAUGAGGAUAUUGCCUCAUGAUCAGAAUAGUGGGGCCUUUUUCAUUGCUGUCCUCCACAAACUCUCACCUUUGCCAGUCAUUCAGGAGAAACCACGUCGGCGAGGAAGUUUGUUAACUAAAAAUAACGAGCUGCAACAAAAGUUAUCAGAUCAGGUUAGUGAAGAUAAUAAUGGGCCAGAGCUAAAAUCAGAAGACAUUGCAUCAGAAAAGUUUUCUGAAGCAGCUUCAGAGGCUGAUUUAAUUGAGAAUGAGGUGGACAAGGCUGAUUUAGAACCUGAUGCUUGUAAUACAUGUGAUGAGAAUGGUUCAGAGGAAGCUCAAACGUCAGUUAAUGGAGAGACUCAAUCUGGGAGGGCAGUAGGGAAGAGAAAAUUGCAAAUUCAAGGAAAAUGGAAAGGGGUUGACCCUGUUAUUUUCUUCAAAGAUGAAGCCAUUAUCAAUUGCAUAAAGGAAUUUUAUGGUAUUGAUGAGUCAUUUCCAUUUGAGGGUCACCUAAUCUCAAGAAAUAAUGAUAAUAACCAUGUGAAGAGAAUUUACUAUGUUUCAAAGUCAGUCAAGGAUGUAAUUGAGCUGAAUCUCCUUGUUGGCCAGCAGCUUAAGAUAUCUUCAGUCGGCCUGAAAAUGUUUGAGAGACAAUCAUCAAGAGAAGGUACGACUGCUCCAUGCUCCUUUCGGAUAUCAUCUGAAGGAUUGCCAGUUAUUCUUCCUCACAUCAGCAAACAGAUCUUAUGGGCUUCUCCAGUAGACUUCAAGCAUCUUUUGCAGUAUAAAGCUAUCAAAUUCAUGGACUUUGUUGAUUCUGAGUUCGGAGAGAAGGCCUCAAAGCUAAUGAUGGGUUGCUGUGUGAUAGUCUUGAGAGAUGGCAAAAAUUUGUCAGAUCCUGGGCAGGUAGAUGCUUCUACAAUAGCCAUUGGCUGCUGGAAGGGUAGGGCCAGUUUGAGUGUAAUGGUCACUGCAAUUGACUGUCAAGAACUGUUAGAAAGGCUUUCAGCGCGGAUGGAGACUGGAAAAGGCUCCUUGAUGCAAGAAAACAUUGUCAAUGGUAAUGAAGUGCAGGCUGCUAAUGGUAAUGAAAAAGUCGAGGAAUCUGAACCUACUAAAAAAGCAAUAGAUGUCUGAUAUUGUUAUAAAAUUUGAGUUUGUAUACUAAUUUUCUUGCAUUAGGCGAUAGGCAUUGGCAUUGUUACAAUUGAUACAUCAGAACAUUCCUUUCCUUUGACUUCCUUGGGUUAAAAUUUUACAAUAUUCUUGGUGGUUUCCUGUAUAUGGAAAUGACCAUAAGUUUUUGCUCUUGUAGGCAAAUUUAAAAUUUGGCAAGGUUGAAACUUUUGCAGCUGAAUUACAUUUGAGUGAAAAUGACAAUGUUUGAAUUACUGAA
Jatropha curcas is the source of this 2900-nucleotide messenger RNA. Its product is annotated as S-adenosyl-L-methionine-dependent methyltransferases superfamily protein. Gene Ontology annotation, molecular function: RNA binding; tRNA (cytidine-N5)-methyltransferase activity. The record is from RefSeq and is a predicted model, not a curated record. NCBI's taxonomy places the organism in Eukaryota, Viridiplantae, Streptophyta, Magnoliopsida, Malpighiales, Euphorbiaceae. Gene Ontology annotation, biological process: RNA methylation.